Messenger RNA from Anolis carolinensis (green anole), 4206 nucleotides. It is a transcript of the gene abhd12, whose product is annotated as abhydrolase domain containing 12, lysophospholipase. The record is from RefSeq and is a predicted model, not a curated record. Gene Ontology annotation, biological process: phosphatidylserine catabolic process; monoacylglycerol catabolic process. Lineage: Eukaryota; Metazoa; Chordata; Lepidosauria; Squamata; Anolidae. Gene Ontology annotation, molecular function: phosphatidylcholine lysophospholipase A1 activity; monoacylglycerol lipase activity. Gene Ontology annotation, cellular component: endoplasmic reticulum membrane. The transcript is spliced from 13 exons. Bases 141 to 1268 code for a protein of 375 amino acids.
CCCCUGAUUGGUGGAGCCAAUCGCCCUGUUCUGUUGCUGGGCUGAGAGGAUGUAGCGGCGGAGAGCGUCUUCCCUCAGAGCGAACGAGCGAGUCAGGGCUUGCUCUUGCUGCUACUGCUGCUGGGCACCUCGUCGCCGGCAUGAGAAAGCGGAAUGAGUCCGUCACGUUGGAGUCCUCCUCUCCGCCUCUGGAGAAGGGUUUCAGCCUGAGGACGAGCCUGCGUUUGCCGGGCAGCGACGGCAUGAAGCGGACGCUCGGCAGGAGACAUGGAAUGUGGUUUCGGUUUCGGAAAGUAGUAAUGUGGUUGUUGGGAGUGUACAUAGCCAUUCCAUUUCUAGUAAAACUCUGUCCUGCUAUUCAGGCAAAGCUCGUCUUCCUGAAUUUUGUGAGAGUACCCUAUUUCAUUGACUUGAAAAGGCCCCAGGACCAAGGAUUAAACCACACCUGUAACUAUUACUUGCAACCAGAGGAAGAUGUAACCAUUGGAGUCUGGCACACAGUUCCUGCAGUGCUAUGGAAGGAUGCUCAAAGCAAGGAUCAGCCAUGGUACGAAGACAUUUUGGGUUCUAAUCACCCUGUGAUCCUUUACUUACAUGGAAAUGCAGGAACCAGAGGAGGCGAUCAUCGUGUAGAACUGUAUAAGGUUUUAAGUUCACUUGGUUUCCACGUAGUCACAUUUGAUUAUCGAGGUUGGGGAGACUCAAUAGGCACUCCCUCAGAGAGUGGGAUGACCUAUGAUGCUCUUCAUGUUUUUGACUGGAUAAAAGCAAGAAGUGGAGAUAACCCAGUUUAUAUAUGGGGGCACUCUUUAGGCACUGGAGUCGCAACCAACCUAGUGAGGCGUCUUUGUGAAAGAGAAACUCCCCCUGAUGCUUUGAUCUUGGAAUCUCCCUUUACAAACAUACGCGAAGAAGCAAAAAGCCACCCCUUUAGUGUAAUAUAUAGAUAUUUCCCAGGAUUUGACUGGUUUUUCCUUGAUCCCAUAACAUCAAGCGGAAUUAAGUUUGCAAAUGAUGAAAACGUGAAGCACAUUUCAUGUUCUCUGCUUAUUCUUCAUGCUGAAGAUGAUCCUGUAGUUCCAUUUCAUCUUGGAAAAAAGCUGUACAACAUUGCAGCCCCAUCUCGGAGCUUUCGUGAUUUCAAAGUCCAGUUCGUUCCAUUUCACACAGAUCUAGGUUACAGGCAUAAAUAUAUCUACAAGAGCCCAGAACUACCUCGAAUAUUAAGGGAAUUCAUGGGGAAAUCUGAACAUAAGCACCAUCACUGAAGACUACCAGCUUGGUAGACUUGAGAUUAUGUCCCCUGAGGAAGAAAAAGGAAAAACAAACACCUGCCUUGUUUUAAAAUCUAGGCACUGGAUAAAUCUCCGAUUGCUGCUCCACUCCUCUUGCAUCCCUUUGGAAUCCCAGCCUUUGGGGGAAGUAGGUAUGAAGAGCGAAUUUAGUUGGCUUCUGACCCUCAACCCCACCUUUAUUUUUCUUCUAAAGAAGGGAAUCAGACUAAUUGGAACAGUUAUGUUCAAGCACAAGAAAGACUUGGUUUUAAAAAACGAUGAAAGUUAUAAACAUUCCUACAGAUGUGUGUGCUGGCUCGCAACAGUCUACAGGACAAAAAAAACUUGCACUCAGAAACGCAAAUGGACUGCAAUUAUCUGCAAAAAAUGUAACAGCUAUAAUAUUUCAAUGCUGCACUUAGAUUACGAGAAUUGCAGGUUGUUCUCAUGUAGAAAUUAGUUCAGUGAAGAAUACUUCUUUUUCUCCUGUCAGUUAUCUAAUUAGGAAUUGGUGAAAAUGAUGGAUUGUUUUGGUUUUUUAUUCCUUUGAAAAGACAGAAGUUAGGAUAUUUACAAGAAGAUAUUUCAGAAUGAAAUGAAGGAUGUUUCUCCUUUAAAAUAAGGUAAUUAUUUAGUAGUGAUAAUUUAAUAGUAAGUUUCCCUUUCUCUAUUGCCUUGCUUUUACAUUUCAUAGCACUCUCACAUAUAUAGAUAAUAUAUACAAAUCUUUACUUCAUAGACAAGCACAUCUCCUUUAAUAUUAUUUCUCCUAAUUUCCAGGUCAUUCUAUUUAGGUGUCUAUGGUACUUAAGUGAUAUAAAUUACAGAUGGAGAGAUUUAUUUGAAGGACUCCUUUUUUAAAAUGGAGGUGCCUUUGAGCUGAGUCCUGCAAGGGAUGAUGGGAUAUUUGUUUUUCCACUGUGGUGAAGAUGUCUUCCAAUCUCCUCUAAUAGAGAGACACAUAUGCACUUUGGAGGGAAAAAAACUAUUACCUAUCUUUUUAGUAAUCAUGAUUCUUUAUAUCCUCAACCCUGUCAUUUUAUUUUAAUAAAUACUCAGGUACAUUUGAGCUGGUCAGAAGUUUUCUUUUUCUUUUAAAUUCAAGAGAUUCCAUAUAACUGAAUAUUUUAACUUCAUCUCCUUGACUAACACGUUCGACUCCCUCAAGAGGGAAAAUAUUUACAUAUGUGAGAACCCUAUGUUAAUCUAGACUAGUUAAAAGUACUCAAAAUUAAACAUGUUGGUUAUUUCCCAGUCCUUAUCCGUUAAAACAUUUUUUUCCUCGUAAAAUUAAAGUUUGAUUUUACCUUUGUAUUUCUGUUGAUAUUAUUAACAUCUAGAGCUAUGUGAAAACUUCCUGAUCAACCUCAAAUGUUCCCUUCAGUUGGCAAAUGCCAGGCAGAGAACCUAGUUUCUCUUUAUUGUAGAAAAGCAACUGCUGACUUUAAAUUUAGCAGGCAGCAUGACGGUAACUCAUGGUAAUAAACAUUGAACAUGGAAUCUGAUUUUUAUGUUUAUCUCUUUUCCUCAUACUUGACCAUAUUGUUAUUGUGAACCUUAUAAAAUCAAUCAAUUGUGUUCAACUCUUCAAAAUCAUGGCAUAAUAAACCAAGAUCUGGGGCAAAGCUCCUUCACCUGGGUGAAGAUCUGUUCUGUCUUUGUGUAGGGGCUGGAAGUAUCCAUGAAACCAAAAUUAAGUAUAUUUUAUAUCCAACCAAACCCAGCAUUAAACCAUGGUUUAGUUUCCUUCCAUGUUCUGACUUAUCUGGAAUCUAUGGACAAGUCGCUGAUUGGGAUAUAAUAGAAAUUCAGAGGCUUUACUGACUGAAGGGAGGAGAAAAAGGACUAUGUCGGGUUCUUGAAGGUUGUGUAUACUUUGGUUAAUCUGAAAUACAUAUAAGAUGAAAAAUGGUGUUGCAGUGCCUAUUUCUGUCACUUGCUACCAGACAGAUGGUACUGUUUAUUGAGGCAAUAUCUAAUUGUUUGCUAAUGGAAUGUGAUGUUAGGUUUUUACUGUAUGUUAUCCCAUCUGUAUCAACUGCAUUAGGAUAAUUCAGGAUCACGUUUAACUACCUGUGAAGAUAUUUGGAAUAGAUGCUGCAAAAGCCACAGACCGCUUCUGUGCACUUAACUCAAACCUACCAUUCUUUCCCUGUCCUGGCACUACUUCUGUAAUUCUAGAUACGAUUUCUUGAUGUGUUUUGUUGGCCACCUUUAAGAUUCUGAGAGUCACCAUUCAUGCAUAGUAAUUUGGAAGCAGGGGAUUCGAGACAGCGUGGCAGUUGAGCCCAAACAAAUUACUUUACAGUAGUCCUCUUAGUUUUGUGGGCAGGGCCUUGAGGUGUGUCAUUCAAUACACAUGUAGUAUCGAGCAUCGUAAUCCUAGACACUAGUCUUCAGAAGUUAAUAAAAGGCAUUGAUGAGUAAUAUUGAUUGUAAAUGAAAUACUUGGAUUUUGCAUGCAUCAGACAUACAGUCUUAUCUUUCAGUUCCGUCAUACUUGCAAGGAGACAGUAGCUUAAUUGUGUAGAGACUUUUCUACUGUAGUGAAGUCUAUCAAGAUUGUGAGUCACAAUUAUCUCUGCAUUAGAUUAUGCCCUAUAAAACUGUCUCUCUGCACAUACACACCCUCUUUCUACAGACAGCGCUUUGGGUUAUUGCACUAAUGCUAUUUUGGCUCUUUUGUGCUAAACAAAAGAAAUAUUCCAGUUAAUGCUGCUGCAGACUCCUCCCACUGUAGUGUUGAUAAAAGUACAAACCAAUGUGGAAAUAGCAACUCCUCCCAUACAACACCAAUAAGAGUCCAAAGCAUGCACUAGUGCUGGUUCUCCUGACACACAUGUACUAGUUGUUAGAUCAGUGACAUGCUUUGAAAUGGAAAUGUUUAUCUAAAAGGUGUGUAGUUUUAAUAAAGCGAGUGACUUCUGACUUC